UCUUCGAUCUUGUAAAUUGGGAUUUGUAAUAUUUUAAUUAUAUAGACAUAUUGCUUUGUUUUAUUGUGAAAAAAAAACACAUUUAUAACGCCGAACAAUGAUUGACAAACAAAGGCUUUAUUUAUAAAAUGUCGGAAAGGAAAUCUAAUGAAAAUACUACAACAAUUACUUUUGAUCCUAUUCUGCCAGACAGUGGAAUUCUUUUCUACGAAGAAUGUCCAAAGGAAUAUGAAAUUGAUCCUCCAAUAUUAUUACCAUUGAAGAGCACUACCCAAAUACGAUUUGAAGAACUUCAAAGUGAAGCUGUUCGAGCUUGGAAAGUAUCACAGAAAACAGCAAGAAAGAAGGAGUGAAAUAAUUUUUAUAGUACUCAUUGAACAACAUGUAUUACACACUAUUUAUCAUUGAAAUUAUUUCUGCGUUGAUCCUUGCAGCAACUUUGCUAUACAGAUAUGGAGACUGUUACAGGAAUCACAUAAUUGUCACUGUAUCUGUGCUGACAGCAUGGUAUUUCUCAUUUUUGAUCAUGUUUAUUUUGCCACUGGACAUAUCCUGGACUGUGUAUAGAACUCAUCAAUGUUUAAAUACAUCAACUCCACUUGAUUCAACUUCUUUGAGUAACUCUACUACGGCAGCACCGGCACCUCAAUGCCCAAUAUCCUGGCCAGAUAAAGUUUUUCCAAAUUUGUGGAGAGUUGUGUACUGGACAUCACAAUGCUUGACUUGGUUAAUAAUGCCCAUGAUGCAAUCAUAUAGUAAGGCAGGUGAUUUCACUGUCAAAGGCAAACUAAAGUCCGCUCUAGUUGACAAUGCAAUAUAUUAUGGGUCUUAUUUGUUUAUAUGUGGUAUACUACUCAUUUAUCUGGCAUUUACAUCUGGAGUUACACUAGAUGGGUCUAAAAUUAAGGCAAUUGCAUCAUCAGCCAGUAAUACAUGGGGAUUAUUCCUAUUGAUCUUGCUGCUUGGUUAUGCACUAGUGGAAGUGCCAAGAAACUUAUGGAAUAACUCAAAGAAAAAUUAUACAUUGACAUACUGCUAUUUCAAGAUUGCAAAACUGAGUACUGAUAAGUUUGAGGCUGAAGAAACUAUUGACGACAUUUUAGAGAGUUUAAAUUGUGUAACAGCAGCCGUUGGUUCAGGACACCCUUUGUACCGACACGUUGAAACAAUUGUCCAAAAGCUUCCAGUACAACUAAGAGAUAAACUGGGUUCUAGGGCGCCUCCCGAACGGACACCACCGCCAUCUUUGAAAAGCCUCAUUAAUUUACAUAAAAAGACUAUAAAGGCCCUGCAUGUACUCCAGCGCACUGAAACCCAAUAUAGUCUGAUGCUGGAGAGAACCUACCAUUUGGAAGAUGUGGCUGCCAACUGCAGGUCACCAGACCAUCAUUUCCAGCAUACUUUUCAGAUGUCCCGACCGAAGGUUCAAAGGAUCUUGUAUCCACCAUUAGUUGAAUGGUACUGGGAGUGCUUUCUAAAGCAAUACUUCUUGAAAACAAUGGCCGUGGUUACGGGAAUAUUGUCAAUAAUGGUGGUAUGGUCUGAAGUGACAUUCUUCAAUAAGGAACCAGUUCUAUCUAUUUUCGCUAACAUCGUAUCUGCGGCUGGAAAGAAUUUCAACUAUAUCGCUAUUGUGACAAUAUCAACCCUAAUUAUAUGCUACAUAUUCUACUGUGCCUACUCCACGGUGCUAAAGAUCCGGGUUCUGAACCUAUACUACUUGGCCCCCCACCACCAGACCAAUGAGUACAGUCUGAUAUUCUCCGGAAUGAUGGUGUGUCGUCUCACACCAGCUAUGUGUCUUAACUUCCUUGGACUGAUACAUCUUGACUCACAUAUUAUUACUCAGAGGAUUAUGGAGACUUAUUAUACACAGAUAAUGGGCCACAUGGACGUCCUGCGUAUUAUAGCUGAAGGAUUCAAUAUUUAUUUCCCGAUGUUAGUAAUAUUGCUAUGCCUGGCUACGUAUUUCUCUCUGGGUAGUAGGUUACUUUCGCUGUGUGGAUUCCAGCAGUUUGUUGGUGAUGAUGAUCUUACCACGGACUUGGUGGAUGAAGGACGGGAGCUCGUUAAGAGAGAGAAACGUCGCCGCCAACGCGUUGAAGAAUCUAUGUCACGCAGAAGGGACUAUAGCGAACGGUUAUCCGCUUACAGGCCGAGGGAUACGGAUGGAGCCCGCACCGGGCUUCUUCACGAUAUUGGUACGGACCAUUACGCCUCACCAGAACGGACAGACAUACACUCAUACCAACGCGCAGAGUUGCCAUACAACCGCCAAGAUGACAUUGACAGGCGAUUCGGCGAAAGUACUCUGCCAACUGUCAGAACCGAAGAGAGAAGGCGGGACAAAUUAACUAUUCCUCCCAAAGGAUUGUUUGACGAUGUGUAAUUCGCAAUUGUUUCGAACAUAUAGUAUAUAUUCUAAGCCAUACAUUUAGUACAUUGUCUAUAUUAUAUAUAUUAAUAGAUGCCUGAUUAAUUAACGACAAAAUAAUGCGUUUACUCUGAGUAUGGCUACAUCACGUACGUAUAACAGAGACACGAUAGUGCGAUCUUUAUAUGAAUUAAGUGAGAUAGUAUUUAUUCAAUGCUUUAUAGGAUUUCGUCCAAAAUUCACGGACUUUUGUAGUGUUAAAUUAGGAAGCUAAUUUAUUUUUAAUCAUGUGAGCUUAUAGAAUAAGAUAGAUGUCCGCUCUAAACAGGGCAUGGAUAUCGAACAGAAACAAAUUUAUACAUUUAAAUACUUAACGUAAUAAUAACAGCGAGAAAAUCUUUAUUGCUUUCACAACUUAUCAAUAUUAACUAAAUUUUCACAUACAAGUUUAUCUCUAUAUUGAAAAUAACAGACAUUGAUAAUGUCUUAUAAUAUAACUGUCAAAAGUCUACAGACAAUUAACGCUGUACAUUGCAUACAAAUAAAUGGAAAAUGACGUUUUAUUUGGAAAAGUUGUUUUCGAAACGCGGAUUGAAGACUUUAAUGCAAGUUGCAUUGUCAUGAUUUAGGCAAAAAAAGGUCUAUCGCAUUUGAUACAUAAUAUUUUGCGUAUACAUUUGUUGAGAUCUGUUUAGCUAAAAGUAAAAAAUACGUUGAGGAAAAUAGUUACACCAAUUUAGAAGUUAUUGUGUUAAAUAAACGUACUUUGUCCCUAGAAACAUUUUUCACUGAAACUCGUUUUACGAUAUGAAGGAUUAGCAUAGAUAACAAUGCGGAAACCAGCACGAUAAAAGAUUGUAAAAAAUCUUGAUUAAUCUAGAAUCUUCUCAGAGGAAUAAUGCCAGAGGGAAAACAGCGGAAAUAACGGAUAUACAAAAUUUCGUAAUUGUUAAGAUUAUGGUGUAAAUAAUUUCACUAGUUAGCUAGUUACCGUCUUUAGUAUGUUAAUAGCGCAAUUUAUAUAAACUUAUAUAAGAUAAUCAUCAUACAUGUACUGUGUUUAGUUUAAAUUCAAUGACAUUUGCGAUUAAACUGUUUGCAUCUCAUAAUCUAGAGGCGUUGUAUGUUGUUCCAUUUUUUUUUUAAUUUGCGUCCAGGCUAACGGUCUAAAGUUCAUACUGCCUUGUGUUAUGUUUAUUUUUCAUUAUAUAUACAGUGUAAACUCUACGUACAUAUAACGACACUGAAGGGACUGCAUUUUAUAGCGUUUUAGAGAGUUGUUGUUAAAUGGCGAGAAGAAAAACGUAUUAUUAUUAGUCAUGUUCAACAACAGUCUACACGUGCAAGCAAUCCCGAUUUGUAAACAAAAGAAGGAAUUUCUUAGAAAGUUCGUAUGAAUGAUGCCGUAAGUCGAGUUUAUUGCGGACUAUAAUAAAGCGACAAAAGAAACGUACACAGCUGCGCAGUUUUUACUAAAUUUAGCAACUUAAAAGUCGUUAUUGGGAGUGGGUGUAAUUGUAUGGAAGACAAGCUAAACCAACCAAAUUCAAUUUGAUCUAGACGCUUUAGGGGGUUCGUCGUUAAAUAGAGGGACUUAACAUAGUUUACACUGUAUUUAGUAAAACGCUAAUGCAAUGGAUGAGAGAAUCGGCCAUUUUGUUUAUUCGGUAUUAACAGUAACUUUUCCGUAACGUAAUCCCAGUUCACGUUUAUUUAGAAGAUUUUUAAUAUGCCUGUUGUAAUUAAUAAUUGCUAUUGAUUAAUGAAUAUUGUAGAGUAGUAUUGAAAUUAAGUCUUAUUAAAAAAAUAUAUAUAUUGAGCCUAUCUAAUAAAAUUUAAGUGUACAAAAUGCUUUCAUUGAUCCUAGCGUGGGAUUUCAAAUAAGAAUUACACUUGAUUAUAUAAGACAAUAACCUAAAAUUGAUGAUCAUUUUUAAUCUGUACAAAAAUAACCCUAAAAUCAUGCAGAUUUUUUGAUGAGUUUCGUUUUAAAAUGCCUGUCUAAUUAGGUUAGCGACUAAGUUUUAAAAUCAAAUAGACGCGCUUGCAAUUGCGCGCAAAGCACGCGGAAAGGUCUGUGUUCUGUUGGCGUUACGCACCCGUUCGUAACUUAUCACUUUAAUUAAGUUAUAACGAGAUGAUGCAGAAGAAAGUACAGACCAUGUGCGUUUAUAUAUUCUACAUAUUAACCUCGGUUUAAUUAUUACAAAUGUGUAAAAUGCUUAUAGUACUUUUGUUAAUGUCAUUUAUAACGUACUGGAUUAGAUGUAUAAAAAAAUUGUAGAUCUUGCACGAUUUUCAUGGAUUUUUAUGCACAUUGUUUGUUACCGUCACGUAAAUGAGAGUCGACGGAUGCGCAGGAGUCGUUUUUCUUACAUAUUAAUUUUUUUCCUAUGUAAGCAAAUAUUAUAUAUAAAAAUAAUCAUCAAAUUCCUUUUUAUUUGACGUCUUAAAUAUUUAAACUAGUUUUUAUUUCUUUGAUAUAAAUAAUAUGUUAUGUUUAAUUGAAAAAAAUCGACUCCUGCACAUCUAAUCUCGGUAGCCAACUUGCCGGGAACUAAAUCUGGGUUGUAUUGAUACGAAAACGUUAGUAAAAAAAAUUAUUAAAAUGACAUGAUAUUAAUAUAUGUAUGGCUUAAAGGCUUUGAUAAUAAAUAUUUUAAAUUUUAUUUAUUAAAUACACAUGUAAUUAAAUUUGUCAUAAUUUAUGUAUGCAGCUAUUGUCUUCGUUAUUUCAUUCCAUAGUUUAAGUUAAUAAAGUGUUA
This is a messenger RNA of Pieris brassicae (large cabbage white), 5139 nucleotides long. Its product is annotated as LMBR1 domain-containing protein 2 homolog. NCBI's taxonomy places the organism in Eukaryota, Metazoa, Arthropoda, Insecta, Lepidoptera, Pieridae. The transcript is spliced from 10 exons. The record is from RefSeq and is a predicted model, not a curated record. Bases 383 to 2389 code for a protein of 668 amino acids. Gene Ontology annotation, cellular component: membrane.